Messenger RNA from Lepidothrix coronata (blue-crowned manakin), 10927 nucleotides. It is a transcript of the gene CUBN, whose product is annotated as cubilin. The record is from RefSeq and is a predicted model, not a curated record. Lineage: Eukaryota; Metazoa; Chordata; Aves; Passeriformes; Pipridae. Gene Ontology annotation, molecular function: calcium ion binding. Bases 42 to 10706 code for a protein of 3554 amino acids. The transcript has 66 exons.
UAAAGGUUUCACUUCAAACGCAGGACAGCUGGAGGAGAGCAAUGCUUUGGGCUGCUCCUGCUCCUGUGCUUUUAGUUGUGUUAUUAUUACUUACUGGAUUGAGCUGUGAAUUAAACCACCAUGAAAAUAAGAGGCAGAAACGAACCACUUAUGACGAGCAGCCUCGUUUGUCCUCAGAGCAGGGCAAUUUGGUGUUCCAUGCUGGCUCCAGCAAAAAUAUUGAAUUUAGAACUGGACCACUGGGGAAAGUAAAAAUUAAUGAAGAAGACCUUGCAGAACUUUGUAGUCAGGUGAGAGAGAGUCACUCAGAGAUUCAAGAACUUAAAAAAGCCAGUGGUGCCUCUCAGAACAUGUCCCAGCAGGUUGCCCUGCUGACCUCCAAGAUCAUGAAUCUUGAUAACCAACUUCAAAGCUUAGAGCAGACUAUCCAGAAGAGAGCCUGCAGUAGUAACCCAUGUGAGAACUCAGGGACCUGUGUAAACUCACUGGAUGGUUUCUUUUGCCUCUGUCCCAGCAACUGGCAGGGUCCCCUGUGCUCAGUAGAUGUGGAUGAAUGCCAGAUUUUUGCUGGAACUGCAUUAGGCUGCCAGAAUGGAGCCACUUGUGUGAACACACCAGGCAACUACAGCUGCUCCUGUACUCCAGAAACCUAUGGGCCUCACUGCGCCUUGAAGUUUGAUGACUGCCAGGAAGGAUCUGAGGUUCUCUGUGAGCAUGGCCUCUGCAUAGAUGAAGAAAGGGAUCAGCACAACAGGCCCAAGUACCACUGUAUGUGUGACAGUGGCUGGAUGUCCCCUCCUGGCAGCCCUGCCUGCAGUGCUGACAUAGAUGAAUGUAGCCUCCCUGAUCAUCCAUGUUCACAGGAUCCAUUUGUGCAGUGCCUCAACACUCCAGGCUCCUAUUCGUGUGGUCCCUGCCCCACAGGCUGGCAAGGAAAUGGCUACAGUUGCCAAGACGUUGAUGAAUGUGCAAGUAGUAAUGGAGGCUGCUCAACAGCACCAAUGGUUCAAUGUAUCAACACAGUUGGAUCCUUCCGCUGUGGGCUCUGUCCGCCAGGUUAUGAGGGAGAUGGACAAAGUUGUACCCAGGUUGAUAUCUGCUCAAUAAAUAAUGGAGGGUGCCAUCCUUCGGCUACUUGUACCUCAGGUCCAGGACUAAUGCCAUUUUGUUCCUGCCCGCCUGGGUACACUGGAAGUGGAUAUGGGCCAAACGGGUGCUCUCCUCUCAGUGAUAUCUGUCAGCUGCAAAACCCUUGUGCAAAUGGGCAGUGCUUGGCAAUGAUCUCUGGAUACUUCUGCCUGUGUAAUGGGGGCUGGACAGGCCCUAACUGUACGGAGAACAUUGAUGAAUGCCUUAGCAACCCAUGCCAGAAUGGGGGGAGCUGCACUGAUGGGAUCAACGGGUACUCCUGUGAGUGCACCAGCGCCUGGACAGGACCACAGUGCCAGACUGCCCAGCAAGUUUGUGGAGGAUAUCUCUCAGGCUCCAGAGGGACUUUCAGUUACCCUAACAAUCCAAACAGCCAGCGGUACAACAGCGGGGUCAGCUGUGCUUGGGUUGUUCAAACUACUCCCAAAUGUGGUGGUGAGCUGACAGGUACUUAUGGCUCGAUAAGCUCUCCAGGAUAUCCUGGUAACUAUCCUGUAAACAGAGAUUGUGUCUGGACCAUCUCAACCAGUCCUGGCCUCCUCAUCACAUUUGCUUUUGGCACGCUAAGCCUAGAACACCAUGAAAACUGCAGUUUUGACCAUUUAGAGAUUCGAGAUGGUCUUCUUUCGCAAGACCCUGUCCUUGGUAAAUACUGUAGCACUCAAUCUCCACCCCCACUCAGAACCACUGGUCCCUAUGCAUGGAUUCACUUUCACUCUGAUGACUCGGUUACUGAUAAAGGCUUCCACAUUCUCUAUACAACAUCUCCUGCAGAUCCAAGUUGUGGAGGAAAUUACACAGAGAGUGAAGGGGUUAUCACAUCCCCUUUCUGGCCUAACCCUUAUAUCAGCAGCCGACAAUGUAUCUACGUUAUCCAACAGCCAGAGGAUGAAAAAAUAUUCCUCAACUUCACCCAUAUGGAGCUGGAGAGUCAUACUGGUUGUUCAGCAAACUAUAUAGAGGUUCGAGAUGGUGACAGUGAGACAUCUUCUCUUAUUAGCAAAUUCUGUCAUAGUACACUCAUGUCUCCCAUCACUUCUACCAGCAACAGUCUCUGGAUCAAAUUCAAGUCUGAUGCUUCUGUGCAAAGAGCUAGCUUCAGAGCCGUUUAUCAAGUUGUCUGUGGAGGUUCCUUGUCUGGAGCAGGCACAAUCCAUUCACCUUACUAUCCCAGGGUGUCCCCUCACCCGAAGAUCUGUGAGUGGAUCAUCUCCCAGCCAGCUGGUCAAGUGGUGAUUCUUAACUUUAUCGACUUUGACAUUCGAAAUGCAACCACUUGUGACUCAGACUACGUUGAGGUCAGAGAUGGCAACAGUGGAGACUCUCCUGUUUUGGAGAAAUACUGUGGUACAACUGUACCAUCUACAGUGCAAUCCACAGGGAACAACCUCUAUAUCAAAUUCAGAGCUUCCUCUCUCACCAACCUUGGCUUCAGAGCUGAGUACUGGCCAUUAGAUACAGUAUGUGGUGAGACUCUCACUGGACCAUCGGGAACCAUUACAAGUCCUGGUCAUCCAGAUGUCUAUCCACAUGGUAUUAACUGUACCUGGAUUAUCAACGUUCAACCCGGCUACCUUAUCCGCCUGACAUUUACUUCAUUUAACUUGGAGUUUGAUUAUGGCUGCAGAAGAGAUUAUCUUGAAAUAUAUGACAACAGCACCGUGCAAAAAUUGGGAAGGUACUGUGGAAGAUCAGUGCCACCAUCUCUCACUAGUGGUGGCAACAUGAUGAUGUUGUACUUUGUGACAGAUCAUAGAAUGGCAUCUGAGGGCUUCUCAGCUAAUUAUGUCUCCCUGAAUGCAUCAAAAGUUUGCUCACACAACUACAGUUCUGAAGUUGGAGUGCUAACAUCUCCCAACUAUCCCAAUAACUACCCUGUCCGGACUGAGUGCAUAUACACCAUCACAGUGGGAAUGAACAGACAGAUUGUGCUCAACUUCACCGACUUCAUCUUGGAAGGGAAUAAACGCUGUACAGAGGAUUAUGUAGAAAUCAGAGAUGGAGGCUAUGAAACUUCUCCUCCUCUUGGAAAAUACUGUGGUACAGACCUGCCUCCUAUUAUAAUCUCUCAUGGUAACAAGCUGUGGAUAAAGUUUGUAAGUGAUGUAUUUGGCACCAGAAAGGGAUUUUCAGCAGAGUGGGAUGGUACAGCAGCAGGUUGUGGUGGGACUUUGAUGACAGCUUCUGGCAUCUUCAUGUCUCCCAACUACCCCAUGCCAUAUUACCACAAUUCAGAGUGCUACUGGUUCCUCAGAGGAAGCCGAGGAAGCCCUUUUGAAAUCCAGUUUGAGCAGUUUCAUCUAGAGUAUCACCCGAGGUGCACCUUCGAUUACCUUGCGGUAUAUGAUGGCAACAGCAGUAAUGCUAGACAGCUAGGUAAAUUUUGUGGGAAUCAGAUACCAGAACUCAUCCAUUCCAGUGGAGACAGCGUGUAUGUAAAACUAAGGACAGACAACAGUCUGCAAGGUGGAGGUUUCUUAGCCAAAUACAAACAGGUUUGCCAUGAAGUACUGACUGUUAAUCGUAGCCAUGGCAUAUUGGAAAGUUUAAAUUAUCCAAAUAAUUACCCAUUAAAUGAGCACUGUAGCUGGACUGUCCAAACUACCACAGGGAACACUCUCAACUAUAGCUUCACGGCCUUUGAUUUAGAAGUUGGAUUGGACUGUGAUCGUGACUUCUUGAAGCUCUAUGAUGGGCCUAAUGUACAAUCCAACCUGAUAGGCACUUUCUGUGGACAGUCUCUUCCACUGGCAGGGAGCACUACAGGGACCAGCCUUCAUGUGGAGUUUUAUUCUGAUGGACUGAAUGCCAGAAGUGGCUUCCAGAUGCUGUGGCAUGUUAAUGGCUGUGGAGGAGAACUCUCUGGCCCUUCUGGUUCAUUUCACAGCCCUGGCUACCCCAGCAGAUACCCAAGCAACAGGGAAUGCAUCUGGUAUAUCCACACAGCACCUGGCAGCAGCAUUCAACUCACCAUUCAGGAAUUCGACAUUGAAUAUCACCCAAACUGCAACUAUGAUGUUUUGGAGGUCUAUGGUGGCCCAGAUUUCCUCUCUCCUAGGCUGGCCCAGCUGUGUGUUUCAAGAUCAGCACAAAACCCACUGCGAGUCUCUACCACCGGCAAUUCGGCCAUUGUCCGUUUCAAGACAGAUGCAGCAGUGACAAGGAGAGGUUUUAAUGCCUCCUGGCAAGAAAAUCCAGGUGGUUGUGGUGGUGUUUUCCAAGCUACCAAUGGAGAAAUCCAUUCUCCAAACUAUCCUCAACCUUAUAAUAACAACACAGAUUGUUCUUGGGUUAUCCAAGUUGACUACAGCCACAGAGUGCUAUUGAAUUUCACGGAUUUUGACAUUGAAAAUCACCAUUCAUGUAACUAUGACAAUGUUGAAGUAUUUGAUGGUCCUAACAAUGAAGCACCACUUCUUAGAAAACUGUGUGGAACAGAGCAUCCUCCUCCUAUCACAUCCUCCAAGAAUCUGAUGUACAUCCGACUGCACUCUGAUACAACCAUCCAGCACAGGGGCUUCAGUGCUCGCUUCACUGAAGCGUGCGGAAGUUUCAUAGAGUCAGAUUCAGUUGGGGCAGCAAUUUCCUCUCCUCUGUAUCCUGCCAAAUACCCAAACAAUCAGAACUGCAGCUGGAUUAUUCAGGCUCAGGAACCAUUCAACCACGUCACCCUCUCUUUCAUUGACUUUGAUAUUGAAAACAAUAGACGAAACUGUACAACGGAUUUUGUGGAGAUUUUGGAUGGGGAUAACUAUGAGGCUCCUCUGCAAGGCCGUUACUGUGGCACUACUAUACCACAUCCUAUCACUUCUUUUGGUAAUGCCUUGGUGGUGAACUUCAUCUCCAACAACAACGUUACUGCCAGGGGCUUCCACGCCACCUAUGCUGCAUCAUCAUCAUCCUGUGGGGGUACUUUCCACAUGGACAGAGGAUCUUUCAACAGCCCUGGCUAUCCCGAGCCAUAUCCGCCCAACAGCGAGUGUGUCUGGACAAUUCUCAGCUCCCCUGGCAACCGGCUCCAGCUGUCCUUCAUAGCAUUUCAGGUGGAACAUAGCGAUGGCUGCACCAAAGAUUACCUGGAGAUUCGUGAAGGGAACGAUACAGGCACACUGUCAGGACGAUUCUGUGGGAACUCCUUGCCUUCAAAUUAUACAUCUACUGUUGGACACGUCCUGUGGGUCAAAUUUGUCUCGGACAGUGAAGGCACUGAUGUUGGCUUCAGGGCCACAUUCUCUCACUUGUAUGGAAAUGACAUCGUAGGAGACAGAGGACAAAUAGCUUCACCACAGUGGCCCAGAAGUUACCCUCACAAUUCCAAUUACCAGUGGCGAAUAAGCGUUAAUGCUUCACAAGUUAUCCGUGGCCGUAUCCUGCAGAUGGAUAUCGAAAAUCAUCACAGCUGCCAGUAUGACAAGCUAAAGGUGUAUGAUGGGCCCACUGUUCAUUCUCGUCCCAUUGCAACAUACUGUGGUGCAGACCCUGCUUCUUUUGCAUCCUCUGGCAGUUCGAUGACAAUCCAGUUCCAGUCAGAUUCAUCUGUGACUGGAAAAGGCUUUCUUUUGGAGUGGUAUGCAGUGGAUGCUUCUGCUGUUACACACACCAUUGCUAGAGGUGCAUGUGGAGGGACUGUAACAACUGAAGAAACACCUUCAUUCCUCUUCUCACCGGGCUGGCCCAUGAAUUACAGAAAUCGUGCUGACUGUGUGUGGCUUAUCAGAGCUCCAGGAUCCACUGUGGAAUUCAAUAUCCUGGCACUAGACAUAGAAUCUCACAGAUCAUGCAACUAUGACAAACUUAUCAUCAAAGAUGGAGACACGAGUCUUUCCCCAGUGCUGGCUACUGUCUGUGGACGAGAACCUCCUGGGCCAAUAAGAUCAACUGGAGAGGCGAUGUUCAUCCACUUCGUGUCAGAUGCACGUGUCACUGGAGCUGGGUUUAAUGCCUCUUAUCAAAAAAGUUGUGGAGGCUAUUUGCACACGAGCAGGGGUGUGAUAGCAUCCCCCAACUACCCUCAAGACUAUGCUCCUAAUCUGAAUUGUUCCUGGCAUGUAGUGGUAACCGCUGGAUUUAUCAUUGCUGUUCAUUUUGAACAGCCUUUCCAGGUUAAGAGUGAGGAUACUUCCUGCAGUCUUGGAGAUUACAUAGAGCUGAAGAAUGGGUUAGAUAAUGCUGCUCCACCUUUGGUGUCUGCAAGAGGGAAUGGACGGUUUUGUGGAAGCAGCCCCAUCUCAACCAUGUACACCACAGACAAUCAGCUGUUUGUCCACUUCAUUUCUGACAGCAGGAAUGAGGGUCAAGGAUUCAAACUGAUAUAUGAAGCUAAGAGUCUAGCUUGUGGAGGGAACAUUUAUAUCAAUGAUUUCAACCCCAGUGGAUAUAUAUCUUCCCCCAACUAUCCGAGCAAUUACCCCCCGCAUGCUGACUGUGUCUGGACCAUAACUGCUCCCAAUGGACAUGCAGUAGAGCUGCAAUUUGAAGAUCAGUUUUACAUUGAACCUUCACCAAACUGCACUACCAGCUACCUAGAGCUCCGCAGUGGUGCUGACACCACCGCCCCUGUCAUUGCCAAAUUGUGUGGAGGUUUGAUGCCAGGCUCGCAGAGAUCCUCAGGAGCUGUCAUGUACCUGAGGUUCAGGUCUGACAGCAGCGCCACACACGUGGGAUUCAAUGCUAAAUACUCCAUUGCUCCCUGUGGUGGGACAGUGAUAGGACAAACCGGCAUCAUCGAAAGCACAGGGUAUCCUGACGUUCAUUAUCAAGACAACCUGCUGUGUGAAUGGUUUCUGCAGGGUCCCAGGGGCCACUAUCUUACCAUCAGACUAGAAGGCCUAGAUAUUCAAAACUCCUCCGAGUGCACAAAUGACUUUGUGGAGAUCCGAGAAUACAACGCUUCCGGAAAUUUGUUGGGCAGGUACUGUGGUAAUACUCUCCCUGAUGCUGUGGACACCUCUGACAGUUUUGCUUAUGUCAAGUUAGUCACUGAUGGAUCAGUCAAUGCCCAAGGAUUCAGACUGCGCUUUGAUUCCAGUACUGAAGAAUGUGGUGGAGAUCUUACUGCCCCUGUUGGAACAUUUACUUCACCCAACUAUCCCAACCUAUACCCACAUAACCGAGUGUGUGAAUGGAGGAUCACAGUGGAAGAAGGACGACGUGUGACUCUAACCUUUAAUGAUAUGAAAACUGAAGACCACUGGAGCUGCUCAUCAGAUUAUGUGGCUGUUUACAAUGGCCUUAGACAGAAUUCUCCCCGGCUGGCCAAGCUGUGUGGAGAGGUAAAUCCAGGCACUGAGGUGAAAUCCACUGGAAACACAAUGAAAGUCAUUUUGGUGACAGACAUGUCCCGUGCAACCAGAGGUUUCAGUGUCUCGUAUACAUCUAGUGAAGAUGCAGUUUGUGGUGGAAUCCUGGUGGGACAUGUAGGUGGGAAUUUCUCCUCUCCUGGUUAUGAUGGCAUCAAAAAUUACACAAAUAACCUGAACUGUGAAUGGAUAAUUGAAAACCCCUCCCACUAUAAUUCAUCCAUUUAUGUGUCUUUCGAGGAUUUCCACUUGGAACAUCACCAGAACUGUCAGUAUGACUACCUAGAGCUACGAAUAGGGGAUGCUGAUGGAGAGCUAAUAGCCAGACUUUGUGGUCAGGCUGCACCAUCUGUACCAUUAGUCAUAGCUGCCCCACAGGUCUGGGUACACUUUUUAAGUGAUGAAAACACAGAAGAUAAAGGAUUCUUGGCCCAUUACACAUAUGAAGCCUGUGGUGGUAUACAGUCAGGCGAAAGGGGAGUUAUCUCAAGCCCUAACUACCCAGAGCCUUACAGCAGUCUGACUCACUGCUCCUGGUUGUUGGAAGCCCCUGAAGGUGAAACUGUCACUCUUACUUUUACAGCCUUCCACAUUGAAAAUCAUUCACUUUGUAAGUGGGAUUCUGUUACUAUCCUGAAUGGUGGAUCUCCAGGGUCUCCUGUCAUAGGAAAGUAUUGUGGAAACACAUCCCCUGGGACAAUUCAGUCUGGUUCCAGCAAACUACUUGUCAUCUUUAACUCUGAUCACUCAAUUCAAGGAGGUGGCUUCUAUGCAACAUGGACAUCAGAAUCUUUAGGCUGUGGUGGAAUCAUUCAUUCUGAUAAUGGUGUGAUCAAAUCCCCUCAUUGGCCUCAAAACUUUCCCAUGAACACCAGAUGUACAUGGACCAUCACUGCACACGAAAGCAAACACUUGGAGAUGACCUUCCAUAGUAACUUCCAUAUUCCAGAUAGCGAUGGAAGCUGCCAGAGCAGUUACGUGAAGGUGUGGAGAGGAAAGGAUGAAGAAGAAACAGCUUUGUUAGCCACAGGAUGUGGAAGGUCAGCUCCUGAUCCUGUUGUUGCUCCAAACAAUGUGAUAACUACAGUAUUUCAGUCUCAGGAUACUCCUGCACCAGGUUUCUCUGCAUCUUUCAUAAGCAGAUGCGGAGUAAAUUUCACCAGCCCUGAAGGCCGUAUUGUCUCUCCUAACUACCCCCGUCAGUAUGAUAACAACCUGAACUGCAACUAUAUCAUAGAUCAGGGACCACAGUCUCUGGUGAUCCUAGAAUUUGAAACUUUUCACUUGGAAGCCCCAGCACUCCUGAGCAGAGCUUGUCUUUAUGAUGGAGUGAGCAUCUUCAGCGGGAUGAGCGUGGCCGCGCAUCCUCUCAUCACGCUCUGUGGUAAUGAGCUCCCUGCCCCAGUCAGUGUCUUUGGACCUAUGCUGCUCAACUUCUACACAGACUCCCACAUUGUAGGCUUUGGAUUCCAGGCAAGAUACAGAACACUUGCUUGUGGUGGCAUUUUCAGUGGCUCUGUUGGUGUUAUCUCCAGUCCGGCCCAUUCAGUUCUUGAUUAUCACAACAACAUGAACUGCUCAUACUACAUCACAGUUGGAAAUGGCAAAGUAGUGGUCCUCAAAUUCAACAGCUUCCAGCUUGAAAUAUCUCCCUCCUGCUACAAAGAUUAUGUGGCAGUAUAUGAUGGCUCAGAUACCCAUGCUCCUCUCCUCGGGAAAUUCUGUGGCUCAGAACUGCCUCCCAAUAUUAAGAGCUCCAGUAAUAACUUGUUCCUGGUGUUUAGCACUGACUUCUAUGGAGCAGACAGGGGAUGGAAAGCAUCUUUCAGGGAGACCUUAGGACCUCAGAAUGGCUGUGGUGGUUACUUGACAGCUUCAGCUUAUACCUUUGGCCCCCCAGUCUCCAAUGUGACCAGAAGAUAUGAGAAAAAUCUGGACUGUGUGUGGACCAUAAGUGCACCUGUAAACAAACUGAUCAACCUCACCUUCACUUCAUUUGCACUUGAAGCACAGACUGCUCAGAUUUGCCGAUAUGAUUAUGUCAAACUUUAUGAUGGAGAUAAUGAAAAUGACAAUUUAGUUGGCACAUUCUGUGGAUCUACAGUGCCAGCUCCUUUUCUCUCUACCCGUAAUUCCUUGACUGUGAAAUUUGUCACAGACAAUUCUGUGGAAAGGGAGGGUUUCAAUGCUACCUACGUCACAGUGGAUCGCCUGUGUGGAGGAAUAUAUAAUGCAACUUCUACAUCCCUGACUGCAACAUCUCCUAACUUUCCGAAUGAGUAUCCACCAUUUACUCUCUGUACUUGGGUCAUUGAUGCCCCUCUGCAACAGCAAGUCAGGGUAGAGGUAGAGGCCUUCCACCUCCAUUCCAGCCAGGACUGCUCUCAGAACUACCUAGAGCUCCAGGACUCACCAACACAUGGCCAAGGGUCAGUCCAUAGAUUCUGUGGCGCUGAAACUUUUCCAAUCCCCAAAUUUUAUUCUUACGAUCGCACUGCCAUCGUGACGUUCAAGUCAGAUGAAUACAUGAUUAAUAACGGAGUCAGAUUUUCCUAUCAAGCUACAGGUUGCAGCAGAGAGUAUAAUCAGUCAUUUGGUUACCUGAAGAGCCCUGGCUGGCCUGGUCGUCACCCCAAUAAUAUGGAUUGUUCUAUCAUUCUACGAGCUCCCCCAAAUCACACAAUAUCUCUCUUUUUCCAUGCUUUCAGUUUGGAAGACAGUAUCCACUGUUCACGUGAUUUCCUAGAGGUCAGAAAUGGGAGUGAUGUGCAAUCACCACUACUUGGCAGGUUCUGUGGAAACACUGUGCCCAGUCCCAUCUUCCCCCAAAACUACGUUGUCUACCUUCGUUUCAAGAGUGAUUUUUCAGGGGCUCAUGAUGGAUAUGAAAUUACUUGGACUUCAUCGUCAAGUGGAUGUGGAGGAACAUUAUAUGGCACCACUGGCUCUUUUGCCAGUCCCAGCUACCCAGCAACUUACCCCAACAACACUGACUGUGAGUGGGCCCUUGCUGUGCCCCAGGGACGAAUUGUCACAGUGAACUUUGAUUUCAUCAGCAUCGAUGACCCAGGGGAUUGCAGCAGCAACUAUCUGAUCCUCUACAAUGGGCCAGAUGCCAGCUACCCCCCUGUCGGGCCAUACUGUGGGAUGGAUACAAACAUCGCUCCAUUUACUGCUACAUCUCAUCAAGUCUAUAUAAAAUUUCAUGCUGAAUAUGUGACUUUACCAUCAGGAUUCCAGUUAAGCUGGGCAAGCUAGAACACUGUUUAUGAGAAAUACAUAUUACCAUUCCUUGCUAUACUGAAGAGAUUUUAGAUUAUAAAGGAGGUUUGAAAUCCAGUGAUGACAACUGCAGCUGAAGUAAGGCCUUUUAAAAGUUACUGUAAGUGUUACUGUUAUGAAUUUAGGAUUCUGUCAAAAAAAAGAAAAAAGUGAUCUCCUGUUGUACUGACAAUAAACUAUUAUCUACCCAGGGAAAA